GGGGUACAGAUCUGCCCCCUCCUCAUUAUUUAGCAGCUCUAGCCCUGUCCUGACAUGGCAGCGGAACUCGCUUCCAGGGCACUUGACAAGGAGUCAAUAGAUUAAUUGCGCGGCUGAGGAGGACUCCGGAACAUCACACCCUCCCCUUGUUCCUGCCGGUUGGCUGUGACCAUAGCAACCGCUUACUCCAGACCAAAGUCCAGCCGCUGGAAAUCUUUAUGACCGUGUUCAUAGUCCAGUGCACACUAGUGUAACCCUUCCUGUGAGGAGCACGCGCUGCUGUUUUACAACAAAGUCCUAGCCUCCGUUUCUAAAUUCUGGACCUCAGCUGAUAAGGUCCAAAAAGAGCAUAGAAAGGUCUUUCUGCUCCCUCCUGGGAAAAAAAAUGCCGACGACAACGAAAACGUUGACGUUCUUAUCGGGUUUCUUCACCAGCUUUGGGGCUUCCGUGGUGCUCUGCGCCGUUCUGGGGACCCACCAGUGGGUCAGCAGCACCAUCGCCAUCAGCGACUCCUCUUCCAACGGCAGCAUCGUCCUCACCUACGGGCUCUUCCGCGGCCAGAGCACCCAGGAGCUGCAGGGCGGCCUCGCGGAAGGAGACAAAGACUUUGAAGUUCUAGGGACACUGGCCCGGUCUUCCCCGAAGACUCUGCACUCGGUGGUCAUCUCGUCCCUGACCCUCAGCCUGGCCACGGCGCUGCUGAGCGCGGGCUUCACCUUCUACAACAGCAUCAGCAACCCCUACCAGACGUUCCUGGGGCCGCUGGGGGUGUACACCUGGAGCGGGCUCAGCGCGUCCCUCGCCUUCCUGGCCUCCGUGCUGUUCGUGGCGAACGUGCAGUCCAACCGCCUCUCAGAGGAGCUGGCCGGCGCGCUGUACUCGCCGCACCUGCUGGCCGCCCGCGGGGCGGAGGCCCACCGCUACGGGUACUCCUUCUGGCUCGCGCUGCCCGUGCUGCUGCUGAACGGCGCCACCGUGGCCAUCGUCGUCCUGUACCAGAGGGCUCGGCACAGGCGGAAGCAGGAGAUGAGGAAGCCGAUGGAGGACGCCCCGCGGGACGGGAUUUUAUUCUGAGUCCCGCCGGGGGCCCGGGGCUCGGCAGGCGACUCGGGGCGUGGCCCGUGGGCCAGCCGGGCUGGCCACUCGGAGGGUCCCGUGCAGCCCCGGCUGGCUGCCUUUCUGUGAUAGUUUUUGUAUCUCGUGACACUGUGUUCUUCAUCAAGGACCUCCGCUUGCAGAGGGUCCUCCCCUUGCGAGGGUGGGGAAGGUGAGCGGGGGCGCCCUCCGGCCCGUGGGGCGGUCACGGCGCUGGAAUGACCGCGGCCCCCAGACCCUCCGGCCAGCCCCCCUGUCUGCAGCACUGCGGGUGUGUGUCACGCCUUUCCCGGGAGAAGCUCAACGCACCUGAGCGCCUGCGGUCUCUUCUCCCGGUGGGGGACCAUGCAGCUCUCAUUUCACUCCACGAACAAAGGUGUCCAGUACAGAGGGGUUCGGAACUCGUCUCGCCAGGACCAGGUGCUGGAGGCAGCAGGCAGGACUUCGGGGUGCACCACCUGGCCCCCCCAGACCCUCCGUCGCUGACCCAACCAGCCCAGUGGUGCGCUGAGGUGCCAAUACCCAUCCUGGAGCUUUUGUAAGGAGAUCAGAACGUGAAAAGACAGAAGGAAAACAAAGCUCGUUACCCUGCAGCCUAUGUAGUGAAGAGGGGAAAUGCAGUUUCGGUUUAAAAGCGCUGUGGGAAAUUCCGUUGGAACACGACAGUAAUGUUGCAGAACGUUCCAGAGACCCCCACCAACCCACCUGUGCCUGGUCAUUUCCGUUUCGACACAGGUGUCGUUGGCCGCCCACGUGCAGGCUCCUGCCCAGCUGGGGGCCCAGGAAGA
Messenger RNA from Phyllostomus discolor (pale spear-nosed bat), 1884 nucleotides. RefSeq names its product clarin 3 (gene CLRN3). Lineage: Eukaryota; Metazoa; Chordata; Mammalia; Chiroptera; Phyllostomidae. The transcript has 3 exons. The record is from RefSeq and is a predicted model, not a curated record. The coding region runs from base 386 to 1075 and encodes 229 amino acids.